Messenger RNA from Linum tenue, 1531 nucleotides. Lineage: Eukaryota; Viridiplantae; Streptophyta; Magnoliopsida; Malpighiales; Linaceae. The record is from the annotation of a GenBank genome assembly.
UUAACAAUGCAGUCUUCAAUUUCCGUGAUCCUCAAUCAAGUCCCCAGAUACCAAACUCUCGAGAACCAUAUCCAUGGCGGCAACCACCAAGAGGUAUGCAGUGGUCACGGGAGGAAACAAGGGGAUUGGGUUCGAGAUUUGCAGGCAGCUGGCUUCUCACGGCGUUCUGGUUGUUUUAACAGCCAGAGACGAAAACAGAGGCCUCCAAGCUGUUCAGAAGCUCAGAGAUGGCGACCCAGCUCUCUCAGAAAACUUAGUCUUCCACAAACUUGAUGUGGCAGACAGUAGCAGCAUUUCUUCCCUCGCAGAUUUCAUCAGAGCCCAAUUCGGGAAGCUUGACAUCUUGGUGAACAAUGCUGCGAUUUUCGGGGCGACGAUGGACGUAGAUGUUAUGAGAGCUGUCGGGCAGGACAGGGUAACGCUAUUUUUCGUACGAAUUGAUUAGCUAUUAUCUUCGUUUGGGUCAAUCUUACUAACAUAUGAACUUCCAACAGUGGUUUGAGAGCAUUACAGACACAUACGAAUUGGCAGAAGAAUGCUUGAAAACAAACUACCAUGGCGCCAAGCAAAUGAUAGAAACGUUUUUGCCACUGCUUCAGCAGUCUGAUUUGCCCAGGAUUGUCAACGUUUCCUCUGGCAUGGGGAAGCUGAAGAAUGUCAAGAAUGAAUGGGCUACAAGCGUGCUGAGUGAUGUCGAGAAUCUGACUGAAGAGAAAGUGGAACAAGUGUUGAAUCAGUACCUGAAAGACUUCAAGGAAGGUUCGUUGGCAACCAAAGGCUGGCCGCGUGGGGCUUCUGCAUAUACACUGUCGAAGGCAGCGUUGAAUGGUUACAGCAGGAUCAUAGCCAAGAAGUACCCAAAUCUGUGCAUCAACUGCGUUUGCCCUGGAUAUGUGAAGACGGAUAUUAACCAGAAUACUGGGUUUAGAACCCCGGAUGAAGGCGCGGAAGGUCCUGUGAAGUUGGCAUUGUUGCCCUAUGGCGGGCCUUCUGGUCGUUUCUUUGAUCAGACAGAGGAGGGUUCCUUCUGAUAUUCCAUAGAUGUCAGCUUGCUGUAGUAUGGUACUUUACUUAUUCAAUAAUGUGUGUCUGAUUGUAUCUGCGUGUGAGAGACCAAUUGGCUUGGCUGCAAAUCAAUGUCAUCAUGUGGGAUUGCUCUUUUGUGUUGAGAAAUUUGGCAACAAGGUUUCAGUAUGUUACUUUUUUAAUGGAUGAAGGGGUGAUGAGCUCCUAUCUGUUAUCCAUCUCUUCUCAAAUAGACCAAGAAGCCAUGAGUUCAAAUCCAACAGCCACUCUGAAUCGCUGAUGUACACCUUGGCAAUGAUGUACAGCUUGGGAGAUACCGAGGUUCUAUUAGCUGGAUAGCUGAUAGGUGAGGUGUGUCGAUUCAGCGGGGAGCUAAUCGACUGAGUUGAGAGAUUGUUGUAAUUUCUGGUGCUUCAACAAACAUAUUCAUAAUGCAAUGUCUCAGACCGUGGAAUAGUGAGUUUUGAGAUUCUUAUUCUCUCAACAGCGGAAACCACGUAAAAAC